AUGCGCACCGUCAGGAUGGCAUUUGCUGGGACAAAUGUCAGUUUGUCCCAGCCGGAUAUAAUGCAAAAACUGACGGAGCGCAUAGAUGAUCUGAAGCAGAGAAUCGCUGCUUGGGGAAAGCGGAUUCGGCGAUAUACCGAGAGGUCGACUCGGUUCAACCAGAAUCGUCUCUUCCAGAGUGAUCAGAAAAGGCUCUAUGAAUCAUUGGAGCUACCAAUGGCAAGUGGAACGGGCCCAGCACCGAAUCAGGCCGACACUGUAACAUUCUGGCGCGGCCUAUGGUCAGAGCCCGUAAACCACAGCGAGGGCCCUUGGACGGAAGGUGUAGCGAGUCAGUGUGCGAGUAUAACGUCCAUGGACCCCGUCAUUAUAACGCCAUAUGACGUAGCCGAGGCGGUCCGUAGGGCCCCGAACUGGAAAAGUCCGGGACUCAACGGAUAUCACUGCUGGCUGAAAGGGUUUGUGGUGUGUCACACUGUACUCGCCCGACAGUUUCAAGAGGCUCUCAACCAGAAAUCACUCCCGAGCCUCUUCACUACUGGGAUCACUCAUUUGGUUCCUAAAGACCAGUAUACCACAGACCCGAGCAAAUACCGCCCCAUCACGUGUCUACCGACCAUAUACAAGACGCUAACAUCCAUUUUGAGCGCGAGAAUCUGGACUCAAAUCAGGUGA
Messenger RNA from Parnassius apollo (apollo), 675 nucleotides. The record is from the annotation of a GenBank genome assembly. NCBI's taxonomy places the organism in Eukaryota, Metazoa, Arthropoda, Insecta, Lepidoptera, Papilionidae.